Messenger RNA from Vitrella brassicaformis, 1734 nucleotides. NCBI's taxonomy places the organism in Eukaryota, Vitrellaceae. The record is from the annotation of a GenBank genome assembly.
GGAGUACCCUCCAACUGUCUACACGCCUGUCUCUCACACGAGGACGACGGCCGCAUAGCCGCGCCAUUGCUUCACUUGGGCCGCUGGUGGGCAUUGCUGAUGGUGGGUGGCUCGUCUGAUUCCCUCGCUGUCGCAUUGACUGACACUGAUGGAUCAUGUGUACAGCGGCCGUACUGCUGUGUGGGUGCCUGCAGAGUCAAUCAUCGCGCAUCCGUCACAUAUGGUGUUGGGCUGCUUGUGUGUCCGGCUCUUGAUGCAAAGUCCAUCCGGACACCCAUCUGUGUUUGAACACCGUAGUGUUUGAAGGUAAGCACACAGACCCACACUCAUCUCGGAAGCACUGUCACUUGUGUGCCCUUGAUUCAGAUCAGUUGCCUGAUGGCGUCCGCUGCCCAGCCUCCCCCUCCCAAUCGCCCCACCGCCCCUUCGACAGUCCCGCCCCUGCGCAGCAUCGCCAUCAGCAAGAUGGCCGCCAUGGCCAUGUCCGCUGACCCCAACAGACGGGCCGCUCUUCGCUCACAGAUCAGCAACAGCCAUCCCGAUGAUGCGGACACGAUGCUCUAUGAGGUGAGGCGCCGCGUGGAUGAGCACAUCAGUCGUCUCGGGCUGGCGGACGUGUUGGACUUCGACAUUGGCGAUGAGCUGGAGGCCGGCUUGAAGGUGGUCUAUCUGCUGGAGCGGGGCAGUGGCGGGCGAUGGGGCGGUUCCUUCGGCUGGCCUUUAUGAAACGGCUCACCCCUGCUGAUGCGGCGCGGCCCCUCCGUCUGCCGGCCGAGUCGCUGCCCACAGCAACGGCCUUCCACCAGCUGCCACUUGCCUUGGCCAUCUACAAAAUUAUCAGCCGUCAGCUCACUUACAGAGGGACCAGCCUGGAGCUGUCGCAAGCCGAUGACCGCGGACACUAUAAGAUCGGCAAUGGUUGGGCGUUUCGUGUGGUGGGAUUGGGUGAGCUGCCGGGCGGCCAUCGCUAUGCUGACAGCUACAAGCGGAGCGAUCCCGUCGUCCGCGGGAGCAGCCAUCUCUACCCUUCAUUCUCGGAAUUCCUGCUGGACAGGCUGCUCCUCUGCGAGUGGCCGGAUGAAGAGGGAGUGAGCCACAGGGUGCUGAUCGAUGCACACAUCGGCCGUGGUGACCAUCGCUAUGGCCAUCUGCUGACCGACAAGAUCACAGAGGAUCAGCGCAUCACUGUCGACGGGCGCCGCAACUGGGGCGAUCUGAAUGAUGCGGAUGCGGAAGACCGUCGUUAUGUGAUUGUGAGCGGCCACAGACCGGGAGAGACCAUCGCUGCCCACCUGAAGGUGUGGUACGGCUACAUCGAGCUGCGGACGACCGAGGCACCUGCUGCCGAUCGGCCUCAUCCGCUCGCCGACCGCUUCCCCGGGUCGGCGCCCCUAUGGUGUGCUGUGCUGCGGCGAUUCGAUCUCGAAAGUGCCGUCAUCGAGGGGGGGAGGGUGGUGGGGUGAGGGGUAGGGGCUGGCGGUUGGGUGUUGGUGGUACAUUUGAUGGCGACUGACGAGCAGUGCGGCUGAGUGUUUUGAAUUGGGUGGUGGCUUGACUGAUUGCAUUGUGUGCCGUCAAAGGAUGGGCGGAUGGAUGUCCUACUGGUUGGUGUCAGACUCACUCAAAUGACUGAAGGGCUGAAAGAACCACACAGUUAUAGCUGUGCACUAUCUGCUGGAUGGAGAGGCACCGAGGCCUCAUGCAUCGUUUCAGGGCGGCUCUGAUGGGAUGGAG